GUUUCUCCAUCUCUAGCUCUAGCUGCGCUUCGCUCUGUGCUAAUGAAAAAUCGAAUUUUUUCCUAAUCAACUGAAAUUUACACGGGCAAAGUUUCACAGAAUUUACACUCAAGCGGUUGCCCAGCAUGCAAUAAGUAAAUUAUCUAGAUAGAAGAGACUAGGUCUAAAAAAGACACACGCCAGCAACAAAUGCCCAUGCAUGCUGAGGACGGAACUGAAACUGAUGAUGAGGAGUCCAGCCCAGACAGACAAUAGCAUCGUUAAGAUCGUUGAACUCCUGGAACCUUUUGAGAAGUCAAGUCAAUUACAACGCCAGAAAGCCUUUUACGUUAAUUGAGAGGACAGAAGGAACAUAAUAUUUAGCUAAACUAGCCUAGGGAUUCGAGAAACAAGCAGCGAGAUGACGGUGGAUUUCAACGAUUACUUUUGGGGCGAGAAGAACAAUGGUUACGAUGUCUUGUAUCACAACAUGAAGUUUGGCCUGGUGGCCAGCAAGGAGUUGUCCGAGUUUCUGCGCGAAAAGUCCAACAUUGAGGAGCAGAACUCGAAGAUGAUGUCCAAGCUGGCUCACAAGGCUGGCACCCUGAACAGUACAUUUGCUCCCGUUUGGACCAUACUGCGAACUUCGGCGGAAAAGCUUUCCACCCUCCAUCUGCAGAUGGUGCAGAAGCUGACCGAGCUGGUCAAGGAUGUGGCCAAGUAUGCCGACGAGCUGCACAAGAAGCACAAGUCCGUCAAGGAGGAGGAAUCACAGACCCUGGAAUGUGUACAGGCCAUCCAAACGUCGACCGUGGCAGUGCAGAAGUUGCGGGACCUCUACGCCAGCAAGGUGCAGGAGCUGGAGAAGUUGCGCAAGGACAACGGCUCGCACAAGGAUGCCGAGAAACUGGAGAGCAAACUCAAGAAAUUGCAGGAGGAGUACAAGGCUUUGUUGGACAAGCAUAAUCCCAUUAAGAACGAGUUCGAGAGACGCAUGACACAGACCUGCAAGCGCUUUCAAGAGAUUGAGGAGGUGCAUCUGCGCCAAAUGAAAGAGUUCCUGUCUACCUAUUUAGAAAUGCUGCAGAACAAUCACGAUAUGGUGGGACAAGUACAUUCCGACUUUAAGAGGCAGUUUGUCGACAUGUCGGUGGACAAACUCCUGGAACAGUUUGUGCUCAACAAGUACACGGGUCUGGAGAAGCCAGAAAUGCCCGAGCUGGAGUAUGUGGCCCUGUCGAGUGGUUCUCGACUGCAGCAGCCGCAGGUUUCUGCCACCGCAUCCAAUUCGAAUUCGGCCACCAGCAUUCAGGCAGCUCUGCGGGCUGGCAAUGCGGCGGCAACAGCCUCGGGAAGCGUGGUUUCCAUGGACCAGAGGGGCGAUGCCUUGGCAGCGAUCUCUUUGGGCAGCGGAAGUGCGGCCAGCGGAAGCAUUCCCUAUGCCGAGGAUCCGAUAUUGGGUGCCAUGGGAUCGCCGCGUCCCACAUCGCCGGACAUGCUGGCGGGAUCGAAUGCCACGCCGAUCCAGGCACAACCUACUGGGGGAGCCACGUCCACGGUGAAGAGUCUGCGGUCCUGGUUUUUGCCCACUGCCAAACAGCAGCAGUCGACGGGCGCCGGAAAUUUCGGUAUGAGCGGAAGCGGAAGUGGCAGCACCAACAACAAUACCACCAUCACGACAACAACAGCAAGCAACAAUAGCAACAACUUGAACACCAACAACACAACAGCAACAACUACAACAACAACUGGCACGAAUAAUCUCACCACCAAUAUCACCAAAAAUUCCCCCAAUUCUGAGGAUACUAGCAAUCAAGAUCAAGCACCACAGCAACCGGCAGAGGCCUUAACUCCAACCGCAAGUGCGGCUAAUAAGAAGCAAUUGAAUGCAACGACAAGCGAGCAGCAGCUAUCGAAAUCAUUAAAUGAGCAAGAUCACCUACAACAGACUGCAGCGGCUACGGCAGCAACAUCUGCAGCAGCAGCAACCGCCACAACGACAACGUCCAGACGUGCAACGUCACUUUUAAAUAUAUUCACAUCAAACUCUCAGGUCUCUGGCAUUUUACGAAGUCGCCGCGACAAGACUAAGACCAAAAAGGCAAAGAAAAAGAAAGACAACGAGGCCGCUGAGCACAUACAGGAGGAGGGCCUGACCAGUGUGGAGCGAGCCAAUAACACGCUGCUGGACUAUGACGACCAUGGACGCAGCAUGAAGACACAGAACUCCAGCGGCAGCAGCGCAGGUGGGGGCCUGGCCGCCUUGUCGGUCACCUCGGCCCAGGGAAGCGUGGAUUCGGCGGGGGCGAGCAGCAUGGGCGGCAGUGGAGGGGCUGCCGUUGCCAGUGGCAGCUUGCCCAACGCCGGGGCCCUUACCAACUCGGCCUCGACCACGGCUCCUGGCGCCUCGAGUGGCACUGGAACAGGGUAUGAGGUGGACGAGGAGGGAUUCAGCAUACAGCCAGCCAAGGAGAUUGCCUGGGAGGAGGGACAGGACAAGUCUGGCAGUUUCUACUCCGACUCGGAUACGGACUCGGAUAAUGACAAACAGGAGCGCCGGAUUCAUGUGAGCAUUAAGCCACUUAAGAAUGGCCAGGCGCCGAUGUCGGCCAGCGUGGAUGAGCUGCGCGCCACCGUGGAGAACAUUUCGUUGUCCCCAACGGGAGUAUUUUCACAUCACAGCCAGCAAUUGCAGGCAGCCAGGGGAGCUCAAGCGUCUCGCCAGCAGUCCCCUGAGAUUUCGAACGCCUCGACGCCAACGGCCAGUGUGCAUCCUUAUGCCCCGCUGCAGAGUCCCACGCUGUCCAACAAUAACAAUGCAAACAACACGACCAACAGUCGAUAUGCUGAUCUGGGCGAUAUAUUCUCGGAGCUGGGUGACAUGAGCAUGUCGGCACCUUCAUCGGCGACGCUGGGCAAGCCGCCGGGCAGACAGAUACCCACACCGACGUCAGCGUCCGCGGGCGGAAGCAUAGCCAUACCGCGACCGCCAUCACGACGCUCGGACAUGAUUGCUAUUGGGCCAGCGGCAACGGGCACAGCCCCGGGACGCGGACGAAUGUCUCCGGCUCCCGUGACCGCCAUGAAUCGUGCCGAAAGCAUUGGCAGCCUGGAGUUCCGCACGGCCAUCGGGGGAGUGGGCUCCUCGCGAGGUCCUUCGCCGCUCACGAUCGGUAUUUCGGACACCAUACCCCUGGCGGUGGCAUUCCAUGAAAUCAUUCACGCCUAUUUUCGGGGCAGCGACGAGUCGCGCUGCCAGGUGAAGGUGUCCGGUGAUAUGAUGUUAUCAUUCCCAGCCGGCAUUGCCGGCCUGUUAGCCAAUAAUCCCAAUCCAGCUAAGCUGGGUUUUCGCAUUAAGCACGUUCAGAAUCUGGAGAAUCUGGUGCCCAACGGAAAGCUGGUGCAAAUAGAUCGUCAGCAGUCGAGUACUGUGAGCACCAUGCUGGAGUUUAAUAUGGGCGCCUUGACGGCCCUUCUGCGAAGGCAGGCGGAGAAUAACCCGGCCGCCUCCUACUUCAACGUGGACAUACUCAAGUACCAGGUGCGCACCAAGCCGGGAGCUAGUUCGUGUCCCUUCCAGCUGGUCAGCUACUGGAAGUGUGAGUCCAGCUACACGGCCCUCAAAGUGGACUACAAGUACAACAAUCACGCCAUGGCCAGUGCCUCGCCUCUGCUGAAUGUCACUCUAUCGGUUCCCGUCAACGGAUCUGUGCGCAAUGUUCAGUCCAAACCGCAUUCCGCUUGGUUGGGUGAGUCGAAUCGUUUGGUGUGGAACUUUACGGACAUUUCGCAGAACUCACAGGAUGGCGGAGUGGGCACUUUGCGAGCCCGGCUUGAGCUCAACGACGGUCCCUCGACACCGGCCCUCCUGGCCACCCAGUUCAACUGCGAGGGCACCACACUCUCGGGCAUCGAGUUCGAGCUCCAGGGCAGCGGCUAUCGCUUAUCGCUGGUCAAACGGCGAUUCGUUUCCGGAAAAUAUGUGUGCGAGGGCGAUGGUAUACGUAGUGGAGCUACGCCCACACCUCCGUCGGUGGGUUCCACCAGUCCGUAUUCGGCGAAGUCAAACUAGUUGCUCCCCAAUUAAUAGACGGUAAAUGGAAACGAAAAAUGGCAAUAUGGCAAUAGGCUCGUGAAAAACUAGAAAAAUUUUUGUAACUAUUCUUAAAUAUGAGACAAACACACAUACACCUAAACCAUAUUUAAUUAGGCACAGAAAUAGUGGAGCCUUCUUAGUUUUCUCUGAGCUUUUUAUUAUCACCCCUUGAUUCCGAUUUGGAUAUCACAGAGCGAAAUUGAAAUUGAUAAAGUUUAAUUUUUGACCACAAAUAUGUCAAUUUUGUGAAAUCAAAUAUACCGCAGUAAAUUUAUUUAAAAUGCUAUAAAUUAAAAUAACGUAAAAUGACAAUGUUGAAAAAAUGGAACUUUAUCAAUUUGUAUUCCAUUUAUUGAAGACAAUGAGGAAUUGGAAAUAGGGCUUAUUAUGUAUUUUUGUACACACGGAAUUAUGUUUUCCAAGCGAAAUGUUGAAUCUGCAUGCUGGGGGUCCGAAAUGCGGGUCGUGCUCUGCAAAAUCUGGAUGUAUUAUUUGUUAUAUAUACGUAUGCGAGUAUAUAUUAUUAAAAUGUAUUUAUUAUGUUUAACUGAAUAUGAUGUAAACGAACGAUAUUGUAUGUAGCUAUGUAGAUAUCUAAAAACCACACACCGAACGUUGAUUUUAUGUUCACUUUUGUACACACAACCAAAUCCAAAUGUAUUAAAUGUAAGAUACAAAAAACCUGCAUUGCGU
This is a messenger RNA of Drosophila gunungcola (fruit fly), 4768 nucleotides long. Its product is annotated as F-BAR domain only protein 2. Lineage: Eukaryota; Metazoa; Arthropoda; Insecta; Diptera; Drosophilidae. The transcript is spliced from 13 exons. Gene Ontology annotation, biological process: clathrin coat assembly; clathrin-dependent endocytosis. The record is from RefSeq and is a predicted model, not a curated record. Bases 401 to 4051 code for a protein of 1216 amino acids. Gene Ontology annotation, cellular component: plasma membrane; clathrin-coated pit; cytoplasm.